UCACAUCUCAGUCAGUACCUAGCAGAGCUGCUGGUGCCUCUACAGAACAUCUCCUGAGCACUGCCCCUGGCUGAGCAAGGCGAGGCACCAAGCUGGGGACGCCCCAGCCACGGGCCCCACCUCGGGCCCAAAGCUGAGUCUUGCCUCCUGACUUGAUCCUCCUGGAGAAGUGACUCCCCAAGACGAGUCACUGCGUGACCUUACAGCCUCUUUCUAUGACUCGGUCUGCAUUUGGCUGGCUGUGGGGACAAGCUUGGAGGGGCUGCCUGGGUCUCAGUGCGGCGGCGGCGGCCAGCUCUCCAGCCACCGUGGUGGAUGCCGGGAACUGAGGGGACAGCCUCUGCAGCCUCAGGGGAGGCACUAGGGGCGGGAUGGAGAACAAAGCCACGUACCUGAACACAGUGAGCGACCGCGACACCGGCUCCAUCUUCGAGGAGCCCUUUGACGGCAGGAGCCUGUCCAAGCUGAACCUGUGUGAGGAUGGUCCGUGCCAGAGACGACGGGCAGGCGGCUGCUGCGCCCAGCUGGGCUCGCUGUCAGCCCUGAAGCAUGCUGUCCUUGGGCUCUACCUGCUGGUCUCCCUGAUUAUCGUGGGCAUCUUCAUCUUAGCAGUGUCCAGGCCCCGGAGCUCCCCAGACGACCUGAAGGUGUUGACUCGCAAUGUGAACCGGCUGAACGAGAGCUUCAGGGACUUGCAGCUACGGCUGCUGCAGACUCCGCUGCAGGUGGACCUGACCGAGCAGGUGUGGAAGGUGCAGGAUGCGCUCCAGAACCAGUCAGACUUGCUGCUAGCACUGGCGGGUGCAGUGCAGCGGCUGGAGGGCACGCUGUGGGGGCUGCAGGCACAGGCGGUUCAGACGGAGCAGGCGGUGGCCCUGCUGCGGGACCGCACGGGCCAGCAGAGCGACUCUGCGCAGCUGGAGCUCUACCAGCUGCAAGUGGAGAGCAACCAAAGCCAGCUGCUGUUGCGGCGCCACGCUGGCCUGCUGGAUGGGCUGGCGCGCAGGGUGGGCGUCCUGGGCGAGGAGCUGGCCGACGUGGGUGGCGCGCUGCGUGGCCUCAACUACAGCCUGUCCUACGAUGUGGCCCUCCACAACACGCGACUGCAGGACCUGCAGGUGUUGGUGAGCAAUGCCAGCGAGGACACGCGCCGCAUGCGUCUGGCGCACAUGGGCAUGGAGCUGCAGCUCAAGCAGGAGCUGGCCAUGCUCAACACCAUCACCGAGGACCUGCGCCUCAAGGACUGGGAGCACUCCAUUGCUCUGAGGAACAUCUCCCUCGCCAAAGGACCACCGGGCCCCAAAGGGGAUCAGGGCGAUGAAGGGAAGGAAGGCGAGCCUGGAUUCCCGGGAUUACCUGGACUGCGAGGUCUACCUGGCGAGAGAGGAACCCCAGGACUGCCUGGCCCCAAGGGCGAUGAUGGGCGGCCAGGAGCCACAGGAGCCAUGGGCUUGCACGGGUUCAAAGGUGACCGAGGCCCAAAAGGAGAAAAAGGAGAGAAAGGAGACAGAGCACGGGACGCCAGUGGCUUGGAGGUGUUGAUGGUGCGGCUGGUGAACGGCUCGGGCCCACACGAGGGCCGAGUGGAGGUGUACCACGACCGGCUCUGGGGCACCGUGUGCGACGACGGCUGGGACAAGAAGGACGGGGACGUGGUGUGCCGCAUGCUGGGCUUCCCUGGCGUAGAAGAGGUGUCCCGGACAGCUCGCUUCGGGCAAGGCACAGGGAAGAUUUGGAUGGAUGAUGUUGCCUGCAAGGGCUCAGAGACUACCAUCUUCCGCUGCACCUUCUCCAAAUGGGGGGUGACAAACUGCGGGCAUGCUGAGGAUGCUGGGGUGACAUGCAUCAGAGAGUGAAAGUGGACACAGCCAAGGUCCGGACCCUACUGACCAGCCUCCUUCCUGCUUUUCUGGGGCGGGGGCAUCGCUUUGGGCUCCCCUGAUCAUGCCUCUGCCCUGCCCAGCACAGAGUCCCCCUAGCCUUUGUUCCUAUCCGGGGGCUGCAGUGGCCUAUUGCCAUUCUCCUCUUGGACAUUUGCUCCAAGCUGGAACUCUGGGAUCUACUGCCUGCUUCUCCCUUCCACCAGAGUUCCUGAAUGGGGAGCCCUGGUCAGCUGGGUUGCCAUUUCCCCCAGCCUUCUAAACGCCAUGCAUCACGCCUCAAUAUGCACGUUCCCUGUGGUCUGUGAGUUGCAGAUGAAUGCUGAGACGGUGUUGGAGACAAAGGCCGCAGUGGAGAUGGCAGGGAGGCAUGGCAGCAUUCACUCCUCACAUAACUCCCAAACCUCAGUUCAGCCAAGAGUGUUGACGUCCUCCUUCCCGGCAAGAGACAAUACUGAAUGCCUCCUUUUCCCCUCCUUAUGCCACCUCUUCAUCCUUUUGUUAGUUUGGGGAAGUGACAGCCGUAGGAGAGGGAAAUGCCAGUCACAUGCAGGAAUUAAGUUGGCUUUGGAGAAAGGGAGUAAAACUAACAUUUACUGAGUGACCCCCACGUGCACUCCACAGUCUCUUGGGUGCUGAAUUUAUUUGUCCACUUUGCAGCAUUUCUACAAGGCAUGUCAGCUUAGACAGGACCUUCCCUCCAUCCCGCCGGCCUAGACAUCAUAACAUUGAGAACGACUGAGACCAUUGUUUGUGUCUGAACCUUACUAUGUCUUUGUUAGGCUUGAGCAAGAAGCUCUUGGGGCAAAACCUGUGUGUCUAGAGGGUUACAAACUCCAAAACCUAUGGAGUAUGAGCGCAAGAGCAGACACGACCGGCUUCCAGGCCAACCACCCACGCAAAAGCAAAGGUGGUUUGGUGGGUGACACGGGGGCUACCAGGGUUGAACCGAGACCAACACCCAGCCAUCUGGCAGUCAGGGCUAGAGCCACAUCUCCUGGGUCUCAGAGCGGUUUGGAGGUGAUGAUACGGAACCUACCAGACCUCUUUGGGUGCAAUUCUGUGGUCAGGAGAACAUGUGCCCUGACGGGUCCCAGAGGAGUAGGAGGAAAUGAGGAUUUCUUACAAUCUCCGGGGGAGGCAGGGGCCCUGGUCUUCUGCACAUCCUCAAAUCGGCACCCCUCUCCUAGGGACAGGGGGACUGUACUCUGCUUUUGACAUAAGGGGGAGGUCAAACUGGGCCAUCUAUGUGUUCUAAGACUAGGGGAGCUACAUGGUACUGAGGGAGCACAGACCCGCCUUGCUUGGGGGAGUCACAGAUUCACAGUCAGGUCUCGGACACACAGCCACCUGUCGUAUCAGGUGAGCAUCAGCCUGCCUGGGGAAAGCGGCGCCUGGGACCCUCCUGGUGUGGGACCAAGAAAGUUCCUGUCUGACUCAAUAUGUACUAUUGGUUGUUCUUUGCUUACAGUAUGCUUGUUACUCAUUAGUGUCCUGAUGAUCUCGGACUCUCCUUCUGACCAGUUGCUGUGUUCACUCAACUCACAUAUACUCAUGCAUUUUUUUUUCCAGAGCCAAUAUAUGUAUGCGUAUAUAAACAUGGCACUGUUUACUGCAUAGCUCAGCACAUUGCAAAGUUUGUAUUAAAAAAAAUACUAAAGGUGGAAAGAUGUCACAUUGAAUAAAAAAUUCCCAAGUUGGUUCUAGCAAAGAACCCAGUUACCCCACCGUUGAAGAACCUCAUGAGAUUCUUACUUGGUCUUUAAUUUGGGAAACCACAAGUAUUGUUUUAUAUCAAAUAAAAAUGAUGCUGAUAAGUGUUUGAACCUUAAAAUAAAAGUCUACUAGUUUACAUACCUACUUAAGAGGACAUGGAAAUCCCCAUGGACCUGCACUUCAGGGACUAAUGGAAAUUAGGCUUGGCCUAAAGUACAUCAGAUCUUUUGUAAGAAAGAAUUUCAAUAAAGCUUAAAAUAUGUCACUGAAAA
This is a messenger RNA of Pteronotus mesoamericanus, 3868 nucleotides long. It is a transcript of the gene SCARA5, whose product is annotated as scavenger receptor class A member 5. The transcript has 9 exons. Gene Ontology annotation, molecular function: ferritin receptor activity. The record is from RefSeq and is a predicted model, not a curated record. Bases 372 to 1856 code for a protein of 494 amino acids. Gene Ontology annotation, cellular component: synaptic cleft; dendrite; plasma membrane. Gene Ontology annotation, biological process: iron ion transmembrane transport. Lineage: Eukaryota; Metazoa; Chordata; Mammalia; Chiroptera; Mormoopidae.